CUUUCUUCCUUCGUUCACCUGCACCAACUCAUUUGACAAUGUCCGGACGUGGCAAGGGCGGCAAGGGCCUGGGCAAGGGCGGUGCCAAGCGCCAUCGCAAGGUGCUUCGCGACAACAUCCAGGGCAUCACCAAGCCCGCUAUCCGCCGUCUGGCUCGCCGUGGCGGUGUGAAGCGUAUCAGCGGCCUGAUCUACGAGGAGACCCGCACGGUGCUGAAGACCUUCCUGGAGAACGUCAUCCGCGACUCGGUCACCUACACCGAGCACGCUCGCCGCAAGACCGUGACUGCCAUGGACGUGGUCUACGCGCUCAAGCGCCAGGGCCGCACCCUGUACGGCUUUGGCGGCUAAGCGGCUUCUGUGCCUCAGGCAGCGGCUCGGGCGGGCAGGACGUGUACCCACCGUGUCGUGCCCCUACCCCUUAAGGCUGUCUACCUCUUCAUCCAAACUCGGUGUUUCUCAACACCACACUGAAACAUGGUUACCUCUUGAACGAGCGGAGUUGGCUGGGAGCGAAAGGGCGUGCGUAUGUUGCUCUCAAUUGCAUGAAGACACCCAGCGAAUCCCGGGCUAUGGUGCUGGUCGACUGUGAUGACUGUGAUGGCGGCACGCGGGUAAGCCUGACCAGGCUCACCACCUGCGAUCGCACAGGAGCCCAAGUGCAACCAAACAUGUAGUAGCCUUUUGGAGCAGUAAGCUAAUGUAGUAGCCUU
This is a messenger RNA of Chlamydomonas reinhardtii, 712 nucleotides long. RefSeq lists its product as uncharacterized. Gene Ontology annotation, biological process: nucleosome assembly. NCBI's taxonomy places the organism in Eukaryota, Viridiplantae, Chlorophyta, Chlorophyceae, Chlamydomonadales, Chlamydomonadaceae. The record is from RefSeq and is a predicted model, not a curated record. Gene Ontology annotation, molecular function: protein heterodimerization activity; structural constituent of chromatin; DNA binding. Gene Ontology annotation, cellular component: nucleosome. The transcript has a single exon. The coding region runs from base 39 to 350 and encodes 103 amino acids.